AUGGAUAUUGAAGAAAAUGAAAAGAAAAUAAAAAAUUACAGUCCAUUAACAAAAAAUUUAUAUAUGAAAUUAAACAACCCUAUAGGGUUAUAUGUUAAUUUAGAUAAUUCACUCCAAUCAAGCGAAAAAAAAAAAUUGAAUAAUAGAUUAAGCUUUAGUAGUUUUUCGAACACAACAUGUAGUGAUAUAUUAAAAUUAAAUAACUUCUUACAUAUAGAAAAUAAUAUAUUGAUAUUAACUUUGAAUAAUUAUUCUUUUAAAUUUGGACUAAUAAAUAUGUUUGAUUAUAAAUUACAAAGUUUAAGACUCCCUCAAAUUGAAAUUAUUGAACCAUGGAAGGAAAUAGGUUAUAUAUAUCCUCCAUAUAAAAAUUAUGAUAUUUUAGAAGAGUCUAUUUAUUAUUGUUUUAGUAAUAUAUAUAAAAUAAAUUUAAAAAAUAAAGAUAUAUUUAUUCCUUUUUCUAGUAGAAAUACCAUAAACGAUUUUUCUACGAUUGGAGACAUUUUAUUUGACUCAUUUCAAGUUCAUAGUAUUGCAUUUAAAGAACCUUCUUUUGUAUCUUCUCUAAUAAUAUUAGAAGAAUUAAAAAAAGAAAAAGAAAGUACAUUAUUUUAUAAAGAAGAUAAUAAAGAUCAAAAGACAAUUAACUCUAAGAAUAAUAAUACAACUAAUAAAGAAGAAAAAAAUAUCAUAUAUAAUCAAAUAAAAAAAGAACAAUCUAACGAGGAAAAAGAAAUGAAAACUGGUAUAAAAAGGGACACUCUCAAAGAAGAAUAUUCUAAUGAAUGCAUAUCUAAACUAAAAAAAUUAAAUCUCUUUAAUUUUACAGCUGUUAUUGUUAACAUUGGUAGUACUAAAACAACCUGUACACCCAUAAUAAACGGAAUACCUUUACCUGACCUAACUCAUAUUUAUUAUAUAGGCGGAUAUGAUAUAGAUAAUCAAAUUUUUGAAGAAAUGAAAAAGAAAGAAAAGUAUCAAAAAAAUGUAUCAAUGGAUAUAGCAAGAAUUGCAAAAGAAAAAAAUGUAUUUACUCCAAAAAACAGAGAAGAAUGUGGAUAUUUAUCUCUAUUAUACAAUAAAAAUCCUCAAAAUUAUUUAAUAAAUUCUUUUGAGUUAAGUUUUAAUAAAAUAUUUGAAUCUGCUGUUAAUUCAACGGAAAUAUUUUUCUCCCAAUAUUCUUUAGAUAAUUACUUAAAAACAGAAUCCUAUAAAAAUUUGCAUAAAUAUGAUCUUAAUUUUAACUUUCUUUUUACUCAAAAUACCUUACCUAAAGUAAUUUAUAAUACAAUUCAAAAAUGUCCAAUAGAUUAUAGAAAGACAUUAUUUCAUAAUAUUUAUAUUACUGGUGGUUCUAGUGUUAUAAGAGGAUUCAGAGAAAGAUUAGAAAAUGAAUUAUACGAAUUAAUAAAUAAUCAAAAUUUUUAUAAUAAAACAGUAAUAAAUGUACACUCUUUAAAAAGAAAACUUUUACAAAAAUAUUCCAUUUAUACAGGAUCUCAUUAUUUCUUAGAAGUUUUUAAUUAUUAUAAUUAUAAUGUAACAAAACAAGAUUAUGAAGAAUAUGGAGAAAAUAUUUUGGCAAAGUUUAGCUUACAAGGAAAAUUAUUAUAUUAA
Messenger RNA from Plasmodium gallinaceum, 1617 nucleotides. Its product is annotated as actin-like protein, putative. Gene Ontology annotation, molecular function: actin filament binding. Lineage: Eukaryota; Apicomplexa; Aconoidasida; Haemosporida; Plasmodiidae. The coding region runs from base 1 to 1617 and encodes 538 amino acids. The transcript has a single exon. Gene Ontology annotation, cellular component: Arp2/3 protein complex; actin cortical patch. The record is from RefSeq and is a predicted model, not a curated record. Gene Ontology annotation, biological process: Arp2/3 complex-mediated actin nucleation.